This is a messenger RNA of Trematosphaeria pertusa, 1175 nucleotides long. RefSeq names its product glucose 1-dehydrogenase. NCBI's taxonomy places the organism in Eukaryota, Fungi, Ascomycota, Dothideomycetes, Pleosporales, Trematosphaeriaceae. The record is from RefSeq and is a predicted model, not a curated record. Bases 225 to 1124 code for a protein of 299 amino acids. The transcript has 4 exons. Gene Ontology annotation, molecular function: hydrolase activity, acting on carbon-nitrogen (but not peptide) bonds. Gene Ontology annotation, biological process: carbohydrate metabolic process.
CCGAACGAAGGGUCCUAAAUACCGGUCCAAUGAACGGCACCCCUUGUUCAGCGCUUCCCCGUCCCUCGCGUUAUUCCGCAUACUUUCGCUCCAGUCCGCACCCCGCCGCUAGCUACCCGUUCGCGCCGAGAUGACGAUCAGCCCUGGAGUUCAUCCCGCAUAUUGCAUACGUCUUUUCCUAAAGCCUUUCACUCUAUUCCGCAACCCACAAAUCUGCAGUCGCAAUGGGCAAGAAGCGCGUGCUCGUCGGUUAUGGCAUUGAUGUCGACGCGGUCGCGAACCACAUCAACACCACUGUGGGCGGCAAGCCGAAUCUGACGAACGUAUCCCGAGGCGUUUUCGGUGCGACGCGCGGUGUCGAACGACUGCUGGGGCUUUGGGAAAAGUACAGCAUCAAGGCCUCUUGGUUUAUUCCGGGGCACACUAUCGAAACCUUCCCGGAGGAGAUGGCGAAGAUUCGAGAUGCCGGGCAUGAGAUCGGGCUCCACGGCUACACGCACGAAUUCUGCUCCGACCUCACCCGCUCCCAGCUCGAAGCCAUCCUCGUCAAGACCAUCGAGAUCCAAACCAACUUCUGCGGUGGGAAGCCACCGGCUGGCUUUACCUCGCCGUCGUGGAAGAAUCACCCCGAGCAGAUCGAACUGCUGAGCAAGCUCGGCAUCAAGUACGACCACUCGUUCAUGCACGACGACUUCCAGCCAUACUAUGUCAGCACGGGAAAGGAGCAGAUGGUGACGACGGACUACACGAAGCAUCCCGACGAGUGGAUGGUGCCCAUGACGUAUGCGGAGAAGAGCGAUGUGGUGGAGAUCCCGGCGAAUUGGACGCUGGAUGACUGGCCGCCGUUUCAGUGGGAUGGCGCGAGACCGAACGCUCAUGGAUAUGUCGACCCGUACAGCGUCGAGCGCACGUGGAAGGACAUGUUCACGUGGUGCUACCGCGCCUAUGAUACUUUCAUCUUCCCCAUCAGCAUCCAUCCACAGGUUUCUGGUCGGCCGCAUAUUCUGAUGAUGCAUGAGAGGCUCAUCGAGUGGAUAAACACGCAUGAGGGCGUCGAGUGGAAAACUUUUGCUGAGAUGGCGGAGGAGUUCCGUGCUGGGAGGAUAAGUGGGACUGGCAAGUAGCGGAUGCCAUCCUCAGUAGGUCUUUGCCAUUAUUCUCUGGGCAUACGUAGC